CGGGGGGCGCGGCGGCGGGGCGGGGGGCGCGGCGGCGGCGCAGCAGUGCGGGCAGCUGCAGGACCUCAUCGACAUCUCGCUGGCCAGCCUGCGCGGCCUCCGCACCAAGUGCGCCGCCUCCAACGACCUCACGCAGCACGAGAUCCGCACCCUCGAGGUGAAGCUUGUCCGCUAUAUCGGUAGCCAGCUGCAGUGCAAACUGAAUGUUCCUCUGAACGACAGAACAGUUGAGCUGAACAGCUACCCAAGGUUCAGUGACUGGUUGUACCUUGUGAAUGUGAGGAGAGACGUCAUACAGCGGAUACCGGAGGACCUGACCCUCGAUGCCUUACUGGAGAUGAACGAGUCAAAAGUGAAGGACACCAUGAAGCGGUGCGGGGCCCGGGUGGAGGAGUGCUCUCGGCUCAAUGGGGCCCUGGCCUGCUUGAGACAAGUCAUCCGGACAGGUGGCGAAUACAAGGACGAUUUGAUGUGGAAUUCAUCAGACGGUCGCCGGGAGAACCAUUUGAUCCCCCCUUCAGAACUCUCCUCCUGCCCGGCAGCAGCCAUGUGGAUGCAUGGCACCCUUUCCUCUUCCAAGGGCAAUGGCCAGCAGCCGCGCUGUGUCUCCGUGUCCACUGUUCCGUCUUCAGACAACCCUUCCUCAAGCCAGGGGCCUCCAGCCAGCAUGGAUAACCCCUUGGAAUCUUUUGCCUUCCCUACACAUUGUGGGGGACGGAACCUUAGGACUCCGCACAGCAUCACUAUCACACCCCCAACCACCCCCCAGCUCAAGAGGAGGAAACCCCCACGGACUCCACCCCCACCGAGCCGGAAGGUUUUCCAGCUACUGCCCAACUUCCCAACGCUAACUAGGAGCAAAUCCCAUGAAUCGCAGCUUGGCAACAGAAUAGACGAAGUACCUCCUAUAAAAUUUGAUCUUACGCACGGAUCUCCUCAAACGGUACGAAGAGAUAUUGGUCUAUCGGUUACACACAGAUUCUCUACAAAAUCUUGGCUGUCUCAGGUGUGCCAGGUGUGUCAAAAAAGCAUGAUGUUUGGAGUGAAGUGUAAGCACUGCAGAUUAAAGUGUCAUAACAAAUGUACAAAAGAAGCCCCUCCCUGUAGAAUAUCUUUCCUGCCCUUGCCGAGAUUAAGGCGAACGGAGUCUGUCCCUUCUGAUAUCAAUAAUCCUGUGGACAGACCUUCGGAGCCACAGUUUGGGACUCUUCCAAAAGCACUAACUAAAAAGGACCAUCCACCAGCAAUGAACCACCUUGAUUCCAGCAGCAACCCAUCAUCCACCACCUCCUCCACGCCAUCUUCUCCAGCUCCCUUUCAGUCUUCCAACCCUCCCAGUGCAACACCACCCCCAAACCCAUCUCCCAUGGGACAGCGGGAUAGCCGGUUCAACUUCCCAGCUGCCUACUACAUUCAGCAUAGACAACAGUUUAUCUUCCCAGAAAUCCCCAAUCCCUCACAAGCAACACAGCCGCCUGAAACGACGGAAAAUGCCAAAGUUGAGGAACGUCCAGAGGUGGGCAGAGUUGAAGAACGUGACACAGAGCAAGCAGAAGACCCAGAGCCCAACAAAUCAGAGGCCGAAGAUGAUGAGGAUGAGAUCGAUGACCUGCGGAGUGGGCCCACUCGCUGGCGAGGGAUGAUCUCCCGCAAGGCCAGCCAGACCAGCGUCUACCUGCAGGAGUGGGACAUUCCCUUUGAGCAGAUCGAGCUGGGUGACCCCAUUGGCCAAGGGCGGUGGGGCAAGGUGUACCGGGGGAGGUGGCACGGGGAGGUGGCCAUCCGGCUGCUGGAAAUCGAUGGGAACAAUCAGGACCACCUGAAACUCUUCAAGAAGGAGGUGAUGAACUACAGGCAGACCAGACACGAGAACGUGGUGCUUUUCAUGGGCGCUUGUAUGAACCCCCCUCACCUAGCAAUUAUUACUAGCUUCUGCAAAGGAAGGACGCUUCACUCCUUCGUAAGGGACCCCAAAAUAUCACUGGAUAUUAACAAGACAAGGCAGAUAGCCCAGGAAAUCAUCAAGGGUAUGGGGUACCUUCAUGCAAAAGGGAUCGUGCAUAAGGACCUGAAGUCCAAGAAUGUUUUCUACGACAAUGGCAAAGUGGUGAUCACAGAUUUUGGCCUGUUUGGGAUUUCUGGUGUGGUUCAGGAGGGAAGGCGUGAGAAUGAGCUGAAGCUCCCCCACGACUGGCUGUGCUACUUGGCCCCCGAGAUCAUGCGUGAGAUGGCUCCAGGGAAGGAUGAAGACAAGCUCCCUUUUUCCAAGGCGGCCGACAUCUAUGCUUUCGGGACUGUGUGGUAUGAGCUCCAGGCCCGAGAGUGGCCAUUCAAGAACCAGCCAGCCGAGGCCUUGAUCUGGCAGAUUGGAAGUGGGGAGGGGAUGAAGCAGGUCCUUUCUGCAAGCAGUCUGGGGAAAGAAGUUGGUGAAAUCCUCUCGGCGUGUUGGUCUUUUGAUCUCAGUGAACGGCCCAGCUUCCCUCUCCUGAUGGAAAUGCUUGAAAAACUGCCAAAGCUCAACCGGAGGCUCUCCCAUCCAGGCCACUUCUGGAAGUCAGCCGACAUCAACAGUAGCAAAGGUGUCAUCCGAUUUGAACGGUUUGGCUUGGGAGAUCUGGAAUCAAGCAGUCAAAAGAUUUAGUCCGGUCUUUUUAUGGUCUUUAUUCACACUUUCUGCCUGCAUCACCUGAAAGUUUUUAUUGGCAAAUCUUCAGGGCAUCUUCCCAAAUAACGGAAGGGAUGCCCCCACCCAGGUGGACACCAGCAGGAUUUCAUUUGGACGGGGGGGGGGGGGGUUGCCUCGGAGGUCUCAAGUUCUGUUGCAGCAUCAGCAACUUUACUUUUUAAAAUGUUUACAUUUGAUUUUUUCCUGUGUGAAUUUUAAUGGUUAAUUAUAAAUGUGACAUAAAGCUUUUUAUUUAAAAAACCUUUUUUGCAAAUGUUC
Molecule: messenger RNA, 2944 nt
Organism: Heteronotia binoei (common prickly gecko)
Lineage: Eukaryota; Metazoa; Chordata; Lepidosauria; Squamata; Gekkonidae
Gene: KSR1
Product: kinase suppressor of ras 1
Exons: 20
Coding region: 338-2641 (767 amino acids)
Biological process (GO): protein phosphorylation
Molecular function (GO): protein kinase activity; ATP binding
Source: RefSeq, a predicted model, not a curated record